Molecule: messenger RNA, 1407 nt
Organism: Ruditapes philippinarum (Manila clam)
Lineage: Eukaryota; Metazoa; Mollusca; Bivalvia; Venerida; Veneridae
Product: collectin-12-like
Exons: 6
Coding region: 148-945 (265 amino acids)
Source: RefSeq, a predicted model, not a curated record
CGUCAUUUGAAAAUCAAUACUUAAUAUCAUAAAACGAUCCUGGAAAUACGCACUCUUUAUUAAUCUGAAUUCAAACUAUAAUGUUUUAUUAAAUAGGAUAUACUUCUCUCUAUUUUUUCAUAUUUGGUAAACUAAACAAAUUCAAAAAUGGGUUUUGAAAUUAAAAAAUUGAGCUCGUUUCCGGUUUUUUCAUUAAUACUUAGAUUGUGCCUAUGUGAAAAAUUAGAAUUAUUUCAGACAGACGGACGGAUAUCGAAUGUGUCUGAAUCGCAUGGUGCUCUUUCGUUGUUGGAAUGUUCGGUUAUUUUUGAAAGAAGUACGAACAGUGUUUCUUUUAAUUACAACAAAGAAACAAAACAUUGCGAAUUGAGUACCAAUUUUCACGAGGGUUUUACAAUAGCUUCGACGGGUUGGAACGUGUACUCACGAAUUGUGAAUGGUGGCUGGAGUUCAUGGUUAAGCUGGGGCGAAUGCUCUGUGACUUGCAAAGAUGGAACAAGGUCAAGGACAAGAACAUGUUCUAACCCGUCGCCUAGCAAUGGAGGACAAACAUGCCAGGAUGUAGCAAUUGAAAACGAAGCUUGUAAUGAGAGAGCUUAUUGCUUUCUGGCAACUGACUACUUUCUUGGAUCAGACGUAGUUACACAUUCGCAAGCUGCGGCGAUAUGUGAUGGUAUGUCUGCAAGACUUGUAAUUCUGGAGAGUCAAGAGGAAAUAGAUUUUCUUGGAACCCUAGUAGAAGGAUUUAGCCACUGGAUUGGAAUGACUUGCACUCAGGGUGAGAACUGCAAAUGGAUUGACGGGACUAGCGUUGAUCUUGGUUUCACGGCAUGGGCGCCUAAUGAGCCACAGGGUAGGAAUUGUGUAUGGAUCGGUUACUAUGGAAACAAAUGGGAUGAUACUGUCUGCUAUGCAUUAAAUGAAUUUAUUUGCGAAUAUCUUUAAAGUGACAUUAUGCUCAUAUUUUCAUCGUCAAGUUGAGCUAAAUUAACUUUAUAUUUCAAAAGAUUGACUGUCAAAAUGGUGAUUGACCAACAGUUGAUAUUGGAAAAUGUUAUGGGUAAAAUUAUAAAUCUGUCUAAAAUUUAAAAAGACUGCCCCACUCUUUUUAUAAACAAAGCGUUAUAGGUAAAUUCUUAUGGAUAUUUACAGAAAUUUCGCGUGGAUCUGUGAGUUAUUCAAUGUUUAUGCGAACUUAAUUAUUAAAUUAAAAGGAAUUAUGGCAAAAUGAAACCAUAUUUUGACUUUCACCCGUUCACUCACUAUACACCCUUGGAUGGGCAUAAUGUCACUUUUAUAUUCAUUUAUAUAUCCUGAAAUCAAAUAAACAUGUUUUUAAUAUUUGUAUUUAUAUAAAUACAGGAUAGUUGUGUACACAGUUAUAAAACAAUAAACAAAUUUCACUUA